UUAAUUUUUUGGAAGGCUCGUUGUUAGCGGCUAUAAAGAAUCGGGGCAACCUUUGUUUGUUCGCAGUUUCAAUAAUACUUUGUUGAAUAUCGCAGCAUGUAUUUAUUCAAAUGGUUGAAGUGCCUAAUUUUGCUGCUGAUAGCCUUCUCAGGUACUGGAGCAGACCCCUUGGUUGUUGAGAUCCCUAAUGGAAAACUCCGUGGCAGGGAUAAUGGUCACUACAUCAGCUACGAAUCGAUUCCCUAUGCCGAACCUCCAGUAGGGGAACUACGAUUUGAGGCUCCUAAGCCGUAUAGUCAUCAGUGGGUGGAAAUUUUUAACGCCACUCAGCCACCAGUAUUCUGUUUGCAGUGGAACCAGUUCAGGGAGGAAGGCAGUAGGCUGGUGGGGAAUGAGGAUUGCUUAACCGUAAACAUAUACAAGCCCAAGAACCAAAGUCGGACUAGCUUUCCUGUUGUGGUCCUGCUCCAUGGUGGUGCCUUCAUGUUCGGUGGGACAGCAUUAUAUGGACAUGAUUACCUUAUGCGCGAAGGAACUUUGCUUGUGGUAAAAAUAAGCUAUCGCCUUGGACCCUUGGGUUUCGCGAGCAGCGGUGAUAGGGAUUUGCCAGGAAACUAUGGACUGAAGGAUCAACGACUGGCACUACGAUGGAUCAAGAAGAACAUUGCCAAUUUUGGUGGUAUGCCGGAUAAUAUUGUAGUCAUUGGUCACUCUGCAGGCGGAGCAUCGGCUCAUUUACAACUCCUGCACGAGGAUUUUAGCCAGUUGGCCAGGGCAGCCAUAUCGGUGAGCGGUAAUGCCCUGGAUCCCUGGGUUGUCCAGCCGGGCGGACGAGGUCGUGCCUUUGAGCUGGGUCGGAUAGUGGGCUGUGGACAGGCCAACGAUUCGGCGGAACUUAAACGCUGUUUAAAAUCCAAGGCGGCCAGUGAAAUAGUUACCGCCGUUCGAAGCUUCCUCGUCUUCUCAUACGUUCCCUUUUCUGUAUUUGGUCCUGUGAUUGAGCCUGCAGAUGCUCCAGAUGCAUUUCUCACUCAGGAUCCAAGGGAUGUGAUUAAAAGCGGCAGAUUCGCACAAGUUCCUUGGGUUGUAACAUACACCACUGAGGAUGGAGGCUAUAACGCUGCUCAACUGUUGGAGAAGAAUAAAACAACCGGUGAAACCUGGAUUGAUAAACUCAAUGAUCGGUGGUUUGACUGGGCUCCUUACUUGCUCUUCUACCGCAACUCCAAGGAAACCAUUAGGGAUAUGGAUGAGUUAUCUAAAAUCCUCAGACAGCAGUACUUAGGAGAUCGGCGAUUUUGUGUGGAGAGCUAUUGGGACUUGCAGCGGAUGUUUACCGAUAUUCUUUUUAAAAAUAGCGUACCAAUUUCCUUUGAUCUUCAUCGAAAAUAUGGCAAAAGUCCUGUCUACUCGUUUGUCUACGAUAAUCCUUCUGAUUCCGGAGUGGGUCAGGUGCUCUCCAAUCGCACUGAUGUCUAUUUUGGUACCGUCCAUGGAGAUGACUUUUUCUUGAUCUUUAACGUUGGUACACUACGAAAAGACAUUCGACCAGAUGAAGAAGUUAUAUCAAGAAACUUCAUAAAGAUGCUGGAGGAUUUUGCACUUGACGAUAGGGGAACUUUGAAAUUUGGCGAGUGCGAUUUCCAGAAUAAUUUGGACAGCAAACAAUAUCAAGUGCUGCGAAUAACACAAAGCGGUUGUAAGAAUGAGCAAUUAUAUUAGUUUCC
Molecule: messenger RNA, 1727 nt
Organism: Drosophila takahashii
Lineage: Eukaryota; Metazoa; Arthropoda; Insecta; Diptera; Drosophilidae
Gene: Est-P
Product: Esterase P
Molecular function (GO): serine hydrolase activity
Source: RefSeq, a predicted model, not a curated record